GGGGUGGGUAUAUAGGGCGCGCUGGCCGGGGGCGGAGUCUCUCAUUCCUCCCGCAGCGGCUGCAGCAUCAUACCUGAUCUCCGGCGUCUCCUCACCCGCACCUACCAGUGACACAGUAAGAUGGCUGAUGAAGAGAUUGCAGCGCUCGUCGUGGACAAUGGCUCUGGGAUGUGCAAGGCCGGCUUUGCAGGGGACGAUGCUCCUCGCGCUGUCUUCCCCUCAAUUGUUGGACGCCCCAGACAUCAGGGCGUGAUGGUUGGCAUGGGCCAGAAAGACAGCUAUGUGGGUGAUGAGGCACAGAGCAAGAGAGGCAUCCUGACUCUAAAAUACCCCAUCGAGCACGGCAUUGUCACCAACUGGGAUGAUAUGGAGAAGAUCUGGCAUCACACCUUCUACAAUGAGCUACGUGUGGCCCCUGAGGAGCACCCGGUCCUGCUCACAGAAGCUCCCCUGAACCCCAAAGCCAACAGGGAGAAGAUGACACAGAUCAUGUUUGAGACCUUCAAUACCCCGGCCAUGUAUGUGGCUAUCCAGGCUGUGCUGUCUCUCUAUGCCUCUGGCCGUACCACCGGUAUUGUUAUGGACUCUGGUGAUGGUGUGACCCACACAGUGCCCAUCUACGAAGGUUACGCCCUGCCUCAUGCUAUUCUGCGCCUGGACUUGGCUGGCCGGGACCUGACUGACUACCUCAUGAAGAUCCUGACCGAGAGGGGCUACAGUUUCACCACCACAGCUGAGAGGGAAAUUGUGCGGGACGUCAAGGAGAAGCUUUGCUACGUAGCCUUGGACUUCGAGCAGGAGAUGGCCACUGCUGCUUCCUCCUCCUCUCUGGAGAAGAGCUACGAGUUGCCGGACGGUCAGGUCAUCACUAUUGGAAAUGAGAGGUUCCGGUCUCCGGAGGCCCUCUUCCAGCCCUCUUUCUUGGGUAUGGAGUCCUGUGGCAUUCACGAAACCACCUUCAACUCCAUCAUGAAGUGUGACGUAGACAUCCGUAAGGACCUGUAUGCCAAUACCGUUCUGUCUGGUGGUUCCACAAUGUAUCCAGGGAUUGCUGACCGAAUGCAGAAGGAAAUCUCUGCCCUCGCUCCUAGCACAAUGAAAAUAAAGAUCAUCGCUCCACCUGAGCGCAAGUACUCAGUCUGGAUUGGUGGCUCCAUCCUGGCCUCCCUCUCCACUUUCCAGCAGAUGUGGAUCAGCAAGCAGGAGUACGACGAGUCUGGUCCUUCCAUCGUUCACCGCAAAUGCUUCUAGAUGCACUGCUGACCGAUGCCUUGCACCUGCUGCCGGAGGUCUUUAUUAACUUGCCUCAGCACCCUGGAAUAGAGCCGGAGGCACCUGCCCCCAGGACAUGAGACGUUCUUGCGUCCAUCUUGCUGGGAUGUCUAAUUCUUGUCAUACCCUGUACACACCUUCUCUUGCACACCCCGGUCACCGGGAGAGGUUUAGGCUGGAGGUGUGUAUGGGGUAUCUAAGGUUUUAGCCUUCCCGAUAUCUAAUGCUUAAUAUUCCAGAAUUUCCUGUCUGAGGCUGGUUAGAGUUCCUGAUGUAACUUUCUAGCACGGCUGGAAAACAAGGCAUGCAGCAGGCCUUACAGCCAGGCUUUACUCUUCCCAGUUUUGUGUUCCUAACAUUCCACGUAGAUCUGGGGUUACACCUGUAGCAGUCUCCUCCUCGUCCCGGCUAACUUGUGUCAUUUUUAUUUAUUUUCUUUUGUAUGUUGCGUUAACGUUCUCGCAUGUAAUCCCCAAACCCCCCCUCUAAGUUGAGGUUGUAACUCCCAGAAACACUUGUGUAACAAAUAAAGCGCUGGUGUAAUAAACAA
Messenger RNA from Pseudophryne corroboree (corroboree frog), 1822 nucleotides. RefSeq names its product actin, cytoplasmic type 5-like. Bases 121 to 1251 code for a protein of 376 amino acids. The transcript is spliced from 6 exons. NCBI's taxonomy places the organism in Eukaryota, Metazoa, Chordata, Amphibia, Anura, Myobatrachidae. The record is from RefSeq and is a predicted model, not a curated record.